AUGCACACUAGACUAGAACAUUUUCCCAACGAAUUACUAUUUGAUGUUUUCGGAUAUUUUGAUGCUCGAGAUUUAUUUCAUGGUUUUUGGGGACUCAAUAAACGAUUCAAUCAACUUCUACAAUCACUUCGAAAUCUUUCUCUUACAAUAGAAAAAGAUGAAUCAAAGCUGAUUUCAUUAUUUGCGUGUCAUAUCAACAGAUUAGUAAUCGAUACCUGUCUCAAUAUAGAUUUCACUCAAUUUCCUUAUUUGCAUUCACUAGUGUUAUAUCAACUGACAGAAAAUCAAUUGAAACAGAUUCAAGUAAAACUUAUACCUCACCUUGUUUAUCUUUCAAUACCAUCAGAUAAUACAUCUUAUGAUAUACCUCGAUUAAUUCAAAAAAUAUUUUCUCCAGAACUAUUUUCACUUAGACAUGUUAAUCUAGGAUAUCUUUAUGUAUCACAGUUUCAAUGGUCUCAAUCACAUUCUCUUCAUUCAAUAUCUGUUUGUUGCACUUCAUCAGUUAUGGUUCUACAUAUUCUUGCAUCAUCUCCCAAUCUUUCUACUCUUCAUGCUCAUUUCGAAAAAAAUAACUUCAAUAUUUUUCAUGAGAUACCAUCAAUUACAAAUCAUCCUCUCAAAUAUUUUACGCUCUCAGAUCCUUAUAGUGUGUUAUGUUUUAAACAUAUCGAUACUUUUCUUUUAUAUAUGCCAUAUGUUCAACGAAUUAAAUUGAAUUUCAAUUGUGAUGUUCCAUUUAUUCGUUUCGCUCAAACUGUUUCAAAUCGAUUGUUGUAUUUACGUCGAUUUGAUUGUCAUAUUGAUAAUGCACCAGAUGAUGAAAUAACGAGUGAUGAAACAAUACGGCAAAUUCAUCCAUGUUUUAAUUGUAUUCAAUGUACCAUAGAUGAUUAUGGAUAUCGAACAUAUACAACAGAUUAA
This is a messenger RNA of Rotaria sp. Silwood1, 924 nucleotides long. The record is from the annotation of a GenBank genome assembly. Lineage: Eukaryota; Metazoa; Rotifera; Eurotatoria; Philodinida; Philodinidae.